Messenger RNA from Ruditapes philippinarum (Manila clam), 3224 nucleotides. RefSeq names its product dynein axonemal heavy chain 6-like. The annotation marks the transcript as partial. Gene Ontology annotation, cellular component: dynein complex. Gene Ontology annotation, biological process: microtubule-based movement. The transcript has 8 exons. Gene Ontology annotation, molecular function: dynein light intermediate chain binding; dynein intermediate chain binding; minus-end-directed microtubule motor activity. The record is from RefSeq and is a predicted model, not a curated record. Lineage: Eukaryota; Metazoa; Mollusca; Bivalvia; Venerida; Veneridae.
UAUGAGUUUAAUGACAGUGACCGUGAAUGCGCUCUUCUCAACCUGCAGAUAUUUUGCCAGGAAGGUAUUAUACCAUGGGAUGCUCUUGUUUACAUCACUGGACAGAUCACAUAUGGUGGUCGUGUCACAGAUUACCAGGAUCAAAGAUGUUUGGGAACCAUUCUGAAAAUCUUCUUCAGUCCAAAUACACUGGCAUCAGAUUACAAAUAUUCUGUCUCUGGCACAUACUAUGCCCCAGAAUCCACUACACUUGAGGAAUAUAGACAAUAUAUAGAUGGCCUACCUCUUAUUGAUCAGCCAGAGAUAUUUGGCAUGCACGAGAAUGCUAACAUUGCUUUCCAGACACAAGAGACACAGAACCUUGUCAAUACCAUUGUUGAUGUACAACCUCGAAUGUCUAGUGGAGGAACUGGUAAAUCUAAUGACGAGAUAGUGUAUGAACUAGCAGAGACAAUUCUUGGUAAACUUAUGGACAAACUAGAUAUAGAGUUAGCCAACAGUGAGAUGUUUGAACCUGACGAGAAAGGUCGUCUUAAUUCACUCACCACCGUGCUCACACAGGAGGUGGAAAGAUUCAAUAAACUGCUCAAAGUUAUCAAGAACUCUCUGGAGAACCUACAGAAGGCCAUUAAGGGUUAUGUGGUGAUGAGCGAACAAUUAGACGCUGUAUACAACAGUUUCAUCAACAGCCACGUCCCGACAAUGUGGGCUAACGCAGCGUACCCAUCCCUGAAACCACUCGGAAGCUGGGUACAAGAUCUUGUGUACCGUUGUGCUUUUAUUGAUAAUUGGAUUCAGCACGGAAUUCCAAAGUCUUUCUGGUUGUCUGGAUUUUUCUUCCCACAAGGAUUCUUAACUGGCACCCUACAGAAUUAUGCUAGAAAGUAUAAUCUGCCCAUAGAUCAUCUAAGCUUCAAGUAUCAUGUAUAUCCAGUGAUUCGUGACCAGAAAGAAGUGUACAAACAAAUGACAGACCUCAAAUUUGGAGAAGAAAUGGAAAUGGAUAAAGAGUUGAAUGUGCCCGAAGAUGGUGUACUUGUCCAUGGUUUAUUUAUGGAUGCCAGUGCAUGGGACAUGGAGACAAUGAAGAUAAUUGAUGCUUUACCGGGAGAGAUGAGUGCAGAGCUUCCAAUGUUGCAUAUGGAACCGGAUAUGGAUAUUGAACCUGAUUCAGCCGACUAUAUGGCACCGUUAUACAAAACAUCUGCUCGUGCUGGUACAUUAUCUACGACAGGUCACUCCACAAAUUACGUCGUAGCUGUUUAUCUACCGUCAGAUCUACCACAGGACUAUUGGAUAGCAAAGGGAGCGGCUUUACUCUGUCAACUCAAUGAAUAAACAAAAAUGGACUGAAUUUUAUCACAUUUUAAGAAUAGCACUUGCAAAAAAAAAUAAACAUUUAUUUUAUUAUUCCAAUGGCAACCAGUUAAGAGUUUAGCUAAGUUUACCGUUAAUAAAUAAAUAUUUUAAGAUCAGCUUAAUUUACUGAUAAAAUAGAACAAUUGUUAAAAACAACUUGGUGCUGUGAAGAAUAAUGUCUGAAAAUUGAAAUGAACUAUAUUUUAUGGUGUUAUGUGCAACAGGUUUACAUGAAAAUUGAAACAAACUAUAUAAUAUGUAUGCAGAUUGGUAUUAUAUGAAUAUUUCUGUACAUUAUGAUUUAUUUAUACAUGUUAUAUUUUAUAAUUUUUUAUUUUACCUGAAUGUGAAUAAUUCAUUGACAGAUAUUUGUCAAGUGUGAAAAGUGUGCCUAAUUGAAAGUUACCCAAAGAAUUAAAAAGAAAUGUUGGUUGAAAUAUGUGUGCUGAUUUAAGCAACAGAUGAGAAAAUUGGAAAAUGAUGCUAUUCUCUUUACUAGAAAGAAUAUAAUUGAAGCAAGGAACAUCUUCUUGACUAAAGAUUCACUUUUUACGUUGUGAUUUUUAAAAAAAAUAACUUUUGUACAUAUUGUAUGUUUGGAGAAAAGUCCCUGAAUAUUUUUCAUGCUUUGUUCAAUUUUAUUGAAGACAAUGUUGAUGAAUUUUGCUGUGAUAUUUUCAUCUAUAUAUUAUUCCAUGAAGAAGAAUGUGACCAUUAUUAAAAUUUAUAAUGAGUAGUCAUAAUGUGAAGUGUCAUUUAUGAUAUAUUAUCAUGAAGUAUUAUAGUUUAGUGUAAACAUCCCGUGUGAUAAAUUUAAAUGAAGUGAAAAAUAUAUGUUAGUGUCUGUGAUAACGUAUUAAUUAAAGUAUGUUUUGAAAAUACUUAUGUUUAUAUUCUGGAAAGAUUUACUAUUUAAAAAACAUGAACAUACAUACUUAUUGUUGUGUUUUACAUUGUUGCUGUUUUUUUAAAGUAAUUACUGAAUUUACAUUCCACUAUUUUGAUGUUACUCUUUGAAAAUAUCAGUAUUCAAUAUGUCAAAAUUUUAGCUGAUACAAUAAUUUUUUCCAAGACUGCUACCUAAAUAUAUGGUGUACUGCUGAUUUUUCAGGGGAGAGGGGUGUUGGGUGUCUAUAAACAAAGGCAUUUAUUUGAACUUAAUAAUAAAGCUCUAGAGCAAUUAAUUUCUGGAUAUGACACGUAGCUUAAUAUUUGAAGUUCUGUUUCACAGUUGCAAUUUCCAGUGUGGCUGCAUAAACAUCCUUUAUUAGUUUUCUCAUGGUAUGCACAUGUUGAAAUAAGCACUGUACUAUUCAGAUACAAAUAUAUAAAUAAAUUUACACAAAAGUUGUUACUAUUUGAUAUGCUGAAAAUUUCAUAAUCAAGCUCUUCCCUGAAAUCUCGGACUUAAAAUGAUAUAUUAAGUCCAAAUGAAAUAGAGGUAAAAGAUAUGUAAAUGGUGAGAUAACUUAAUCUAUUUUAGAACCUGUCAAAGGGGAAACAAAUAUCUACAGGUCCUCUGUUUCAAGAUGUGAUUUUCAAGAACUUAUAAAAAAAUAAAUUUUUGAUGUCUCAAUUUUUUGUAAUUUAUAUAAUGAAUAUUAAAGUCAAAUGCUGUUCGAUUGUUAUUUUAGGUAUUGUCGUUUUGAAAUACCAAAACUUUAUUCCAUUCCGUCCAACUACAUUUUGUGAUAAUAUUUAUUUAUAAUGAUCUGGAGAUAUUUAAUAUAUAUAUUUCCUAUCUACAAGUAUAACAAGUAGAAUUUUAUUCCAUGAUAAACAUGCAAUUAUAAUCUGUUUAAUAUUUGUUUUUUAUGUAAAACUAUUUUCACAUUUUGUGAUGAAUAAAAAGAUGUCUUCAAAUG